AGUUCGGUGGUGUUACUUGUAUUUGCAGGGUGUAGCUUAGCCUUGGACAACACACAGGAUUUGAAUGUGUCUCAAAGGUGUAUGGAGGAUACCACCACUUUCCUUUGGGAAAUCAACCAGGACAGGCCGAAAGACUACGCUGUUCUCAUGUAUGAUGCAUUUGGAAAGAUGGGCAGCAAUGUUGAAGGAGGUAACUCUAACCGGCCCGGCUUACUGCAUCAGUGUCGCUCUGCUGAGGGCCCUUCAUUCUCUGGACGGUACUGCCAGGUGUUCCUGAGGCAGGGAACAGCCCAGUACUUUGUGGGUGUGUGUGUUCCAGACUCAUGCGAAGAAGAGGAUUUGCAAAUGCUGGUGCUUUAUGGAAGACUUGAGUAUGGUCAGACGUCCCUCAUUCCUCCUUUACCACACAUCCUGGUCAAUGAGUCGACUCAGGAGUUAAUCAUGACCCAUUGUAUGUCCAACACUAUUACCCCUGAUGCAUCAGAUAUCACCUGCCUGUUUGUGUGUUGCCUUAUGGUUGCAGUUCCUCUUGUUGCUACCUUGUUUACAACUCUGAUAAGGAGGCAGAGGAGCAGAGAGGUCAGCCCAGCAGAAGAGUCUUCCUCUUUAAAUGCCAGCCUUGGCCUUUAUGGGACGAUGAAGACCAAUGGCUCCUCCAGUAUUGAAAUUAACAGCAACACUCCAGAAGAAAAUAGUCAAAACAGCACCAGCCCAAAAACACUGUGUUUUCCUCGAAGCUGUUUGUAUCAGUGCCUUCAGGUGUUCUCUCUACAAACUGCGAGCCAGGGUGUUUUGAGCACCUCCUCGUGUAGUCGAGAAGGAGGCUUCUCAUCCCUGAAUGGCAUCCGUGUUCUCAGCCUGUUAUGGAUCAUAUGUGGACACUCUGCACAGUUCCCCGUCAUAAACAACCUGGAUAACUACAAAAACUGGAAGAAAACAGCAGAAAGCAGCCCUCUGUAUGUGCUCUCCAUGAGUGGACCUGUGUUUUUGGCUGUAGACACCUUUUUACUUCUUGGGGGUCUGCUUAGUGCAAGGUCCCUGCUGGGCUCCAUCGACAGGGCUGAAGACAAACUGAGCCCCAGUUUGGUGACCAGCUACCUCUUCAGGAGGAUUAAAAGGAUUCAACCACUGCAUCUGUUUAUUAUGUUUCUGACCAUUGGCCUGAUCUCUCUGGUCCAGUGGGGGCCCUACUGGUUCCCAUUCAUAGAUACAUUAAUGGAUUGUAAGACUUACUGGUGGGCUAACUUGCUAUUGAUUAGUAACCUCCUUCCAGUCCAUGAAAUUUGUAUUCCUUGGACAUGGUACCUGUCUCUGGACUUUCAGUGCUACGCCACCACUCCUGUGUUGAUCUAUUUUUACAGACUAAACAAAGGUGUGUUUGCCUUUGUUGCUGGAGGCCUUCUGCUGACAACCGUUACGACCAGUACUGUUAUAACUGCGCUCCUUCAUCUUCCAGUCUUUCAGCCCUCUACACUGACAUCUGAGCAUUAUGUCUUGUAUUACUAUGUGAAACCCUACACGAGAUAUGGACCAUUUCUGAUAGGGAUCUUGACUGGAAUAUAUUUGACAACAAAGAAAGAUCAUCUGUUAAAGAAAAAGUGGCAGGCAACACUUGGUUGGUCCUGCUGCCUGUCCGUUAUGGCUGCGUUGGUUGGACUGGCCUAUGUCCUCAAGGAGACACCACCCUAUCCCUCUGUGCCACAUGCACUCUACCAGGGGCUGCACAGACCUGUCUGGGCUCUGGCUGUGACCUGGAUCAUAGUGGCUUGUGAGGAGGGUUAUGGAGGUUUUAUCAACAGCUUCUUGUCAUUGAAUGUCUGGGGUCCUCUUUCCAACAUAAGUUUUGCCUGCUAUCUAUCACAUCCUGUCUUUAUCAUCGUCUACAUCGGAUUACAGGAGACACCGAUCCACUACUCAGACAUCAACUUUAUGUACAUGUUCCUUGGCCACCUUUCACUCACACUCAUUGUGAGCUAUGUGCUCACUGUGCUGAUUGAGAGGCCAUACCUCAACCUAAAAUGGAGCUGUAAAUAAAACAAAUCAGCAGUCACAAAAUUAUACAAUUGACACCCUUUAACUUGUUUUCUUUUCAUCUGUGCCUUGUAAGCUAUACUAAUGCUCUCUUUUGUUGAAAAUAAAUGUUUGUUUCUAAGAAGACAAAAGUUUGA
Labrus bergylta (ballan wrasse) is the source of this 2168-nucleotide messenger RNA. RefSeq names its product O-acyltransferase like (gene oacyl). Gene Ontology annotation, molecular function: acyltransferase activity, transferring groups other than amino-acyl groups. The record is from RefSeq and is a predicted model, not a curated record. Lineage: Eukaryota; Metazoa; Chordata; Actinopteri; Labriformes; Labridae.